Acanthoscelides obtectus is the source of this 772-nucleotide messenger RNA. NCBI's taxonomy places the organism in Eukaryota, Metazoa, Arthropoda, Insecta, Coleoptera, Chrysomelidae. The record is from the annotation of a GenBank genome assembly.
CCAAGCCUAGACCAUGCUGAAGAGUUCCCAAAUACCACGAAACAGCUGUCCAUGGUUGGCCGUAUGUGGUUAGAUGAACGAGAGCUGUAUUACUAGAAAAGCACUACGUUUUAUGUUCAGUGUGCUUGUCAUCGAUUUGAAAAUGUGCAGUGAAACGUACUUCGUGGUUCUCCAAAGCGCUGAAGCAUGAGGAUUCACAAUGGGGAAGAAUGCUAGUAAAUUGAAGAAAAAAUCUAGUAUAAAUAUAAAGAAAUCGUUAGGACUUAGAUCGGGAUCAUAUGGAGGAUGGUCCAAUAAUUCCACGUUUUCUUCCAUUAAAUACAGCCUUGUUUUUCGGGCUGUUUGCGAGCUGGCAUUGUCUUGAUUUGUCCUGGCCCCGCUUCGGUUCCCUCCCCUUGCGCGCCAGCAAGUACCGCCUCCAACAUAAUGCCACGCCCAUCAUCACCAAAGACAGCCUUCCAGCUCCGCCCAACAGUGCGCCGCCUACCGGUCAUCGGGGCAAACACAAGGAUAUCGACGUAUGGUUGCGCGACCUUGAACUGGAGGAGUACAAGGCGGCGUUCGAGAAGUUCUCUGGAGUGGAAGAAUUAUUGGAGCUGUCAGAGAGGGAAGUCAAGGAGUUGGGGGUGAAGAAAGCGUCGCACCGGGCAAGGAUUGUCACAAGUUUAACGUGUCUGAGGGCUAAGUAUCAUGAAACCAUUCCCAGAAAGGCCUCAUCACGUCAUAGUGUUGCUGUGGACAGUAGGCAUAAGAUACGCAGAGAAGAUACCUU